This is a messenger RNA of Penicillium crustosum, 3369 nucleotides long. Its product is annotated as ABC transporter integral membrane type 1. Gene Ontology annotation, biological process: transmembrane transport. The transcript is spliced from 5 exons. Gene Ontology annotation, cellular component: membrane. The coding region runs from base 1 to 3369 and encodes 1122 amino acids. NCBI's taxonomy places the organism in Eukaryota, Fungi, Ascomycota, Eurotiomycetes, Eurotiales, Aspergillaceae. The record is from RefSeq and is a predicted model, not a curated record. Gene Ontology annotation, molecular function: ABC-type transporter activity; ATP hydrolysis activity; ATP binding.
AUGAUUCGCGGAGGGCUUCUUAGCUUGCUAUACAACAAGACCCUUUGUCUUUCAGGAUCUACGCUGGCCGAUCAAUCUGUGCUUACUCUUAUGAGUGAGGAUUUUGAUCGAAUCGCUGCUGGUUUUGAGAAUUCAGAUGUGCUAUGGGCCUCACCUAUUGAGGUGGGCCUGGCACUUUAUCUCCUGUACAGACAGAUCGGACUUGGUUGCCUUGCACCUGUUGUUUUCGUGGUUGGGUGUACUGCGUCGGUUCAUACGUUGUCAAAGUGGGCAAAAUCUGCGCAGCACCUCUGGAUGGAAGCCCUUCAGGACAGAAUCACCUCGACGUCGUCCUUUCUCAGCAACAUCAAAAACAUUCGAAUGUCUGGCAUCUCGGAACACUCAUCUGCCAAAAUUGAUGAUCUACGUGUCAAGGAGUUGGAAAAGUCGAAAAGCUUUCGUAAAAAUGCUACUAUCGGAAUGACUGUUGGUGUUCUGCCAGAGACUAUCGCCCCUGCUGCAGCUUUUAUCGUUUACGCCCUCAUCGCUAGACACUCCGGGCAAGCACUUAAUCCUGCGAAAGCAUUUUCGUCAUUAUCCCUCGUCGGUCUAGUCAGUACGCCCAUGUUGAACUUCAUGCAUGCUUUUCCGGUAUUUGUCGCUUCUUUGGGUUCUUGGGAUCGGAUUCAGGAAUAUCUUUUGAUGGACCAGGGCCAGGGUCACCAAGGUUCCACUUCCUUUGGCCAUAUAUCCAAAUUCCAACAAACAGGAUUGCGCACAAAGUCCUCUUCAGAUGCAGAGACAAUACAACUCAAUGACUUACAGCACACUGAUCUGAACAACCCUUCUAGGUCCUUGAUACAGAUGGAGAACGCUUCGUUUUCCUUCAAGGCAGCUGAAGAUCCUGUCUUGAAAAAUAUCUUUCUCAAAGUCAAACCAGGCAGUAGCUCUCUACUCGUGGGACCGGUUGGAAGCGGCAAGAGUGCUCUGUUGUUAGCCCUGCUUGGCGAGAUUGUUCAGACAGAGGGAGAAACGGUGAAACGACCGGGGUUGCGGAUUGCAUAUUGCUCCCAAGAGCCAUGGUUGCCUAACCUCUCUAUCCGAGCUGUUAUCCAGGGGGCUUCAAAUUUUGACGAAACAUGGUACCAAGAGGUGAUCAAUGCAUGCUGUCUUGACACGGAUAUUGGCCGUCUACCACAGAAAGACAUGACUACUGUUGGGAGUAAAGGUGCGCGUCUCAGCGGGGGUCAAAGACAGCGUAUUAGCCUCGCAAGAGCUAUCUAUUCCCGCAAACAACUUCUUCUGUUGGAUGAUAUCACCAGUGGCCUUGACGCUGCCACAGAGAACCAGGUCGUUCAAACGAUAUUGGGACAGCACGGUAUCUGCCGGAAGUAUGGUUUGGCUGUGGUUCUUGCAACACACAAGAUACAUUUCAAGUAUAAGGUGGACAUGGUCAUCACGAUUGAUAAUGAUGGCUUAAGUGUGAAAGCUCAACCUUCUGAUCAGAUAGUUGCCAAUUUGGAAAGUGACAUCCCGAUACAAGAAGAUACUCCUCUUAUCGCUUCUGUACCCGAUGUCUUGGAAGAGCAAGACAUGGAAGCCAGUGAAGCGCUCGCCGAUGUAUCCCGGCAGGUAGGCGACUCCAGUCUUUACAUUCUCUAUGCAAACGAAAUGGGUUGGGUCCUCGUUAUAUUAGUUCUUUCUGCAUCGAUUGGCUUUUGCUUCUUCAGCAGAUUCCCCAAUAUUUGGCUGGAGUGGUGGUCCGAAGCAGAAAUUCAGAACUCAGGCAAAAGCAGCACCCGAUACAUCGCUGGCUAUGCAGGCUUUGGAGUCUCAUCGGCCAUCUGCUUCUUUCUUAUUUACUGGAUUUUCAUGGUUGAAUCCGUGCCUCGUACUUCAGUUCGUUUGCACAGAAGGCUGCUGAAGGCCGUCACCGCAGCCCCUCUUGCGUCUCUUGUGUCAACUGAUACUGGAGUGAUACUAAAUCGUUUCAGUCAGGACAUGUCUUUGAUUGAUAUGAGACUCCCAGGUGCAAUGAUACAAACACUAGACGGUGCCCUUGAUACGAUUGCCGAAGUUGUGCUGAUCGCGCAAUCAUCCCCAUGGACCGCAUUGACUUUCCCUCCUAUCUUCUUCAUUCUUUAUAUUUUGCAAAAGUUCUAUCUACGUACCUCGAGACAGAUUCGAUACUUAGACCUCGAAGCCAAGUCGCCACUUUUCUCCAGCUUCCUCGAGACGUGCGACGGGAUUGCGACAAUCAGAGGUUUUGGCUGGCAAGAAAAUUUCCGUCAGCUCAACAUGCAUCUUACGGACGAGUCACAGAAACCGUUUUAUCUCAUGUACUCUAUUCAAUGCUGGUUGACUCUGGUUUUGAACUUGAUAGUGAUGGGAAUCGUCGUCGUACUUGUCGUCUUGGCUAUUGAGCUACGCAAUACAUCUGGCGGUGCUCUGGGUGUUGCGCUCAACAAUGUUACUGCUAUCAGCGCGACUUUGGCAUAUGUCAUCGAAGCCUGGACUUCGCUUGAAACGUCGAUUGGGGCAUUGGCUCGUCUAAAAUCCUUCGAAGCCGAAACGCCAACUGAGCAUCUUCCUCGGGAAUGCUACACUCCCACAAAUGCUUGGCCAUCCGAAGGAAGAAUCCAAUUUAUCGAUCUUGCACUAAGCUACCGGACUGAGUCUGAUCCUGUAAUUCAGGGAAUCAAUGUAACAAUACCUCCCGGUGCUAAAAUAGGCAUCUGUGGGCGCUCGGGAAGUGGCAAAAGUUCCCUGGUAUUAGGCCUAUUGCGACUGAACGAGAUCACGAAAGGAAGAAUCCUAAUCGAUGACCUCGAUAUCAGCGUGGUUCCUCGAGAGACAAUUCGACGAAAGCUUGCCGCAUUACCCCAAGAUCCCCUGAUAUUGCCUGGCUCAAUCCGUGCAAAUCUCGAUCCUUUGCAAAAACAUACCGACGAGGCCAUUAUGUCUGCAAUUUCCCGGGUCGGAAUGCUGAAUUGGCUAUUAUCCAAAGAAACAGGCUUAGACAGUGCCAUUCAGAAAGAGACACUUUCUGCUGGUCAGCAGCAACUGAUCACCUUUGCGCGAAUCUUGUUAGAGCCGAAGCCGUCUCCAAUUCUGCUCCUCGAUGAAGCUACUUCGGUGGUAGAUAUGCAAACAGAAGCCACGAUGAUGAAAUUGGUCUGGGAGCGAUUCCAAGACAGUACAGUCAUUGCCGUGGCUCAUCGUCUGAACACCAUUCUCGACUUUGAUCUGGUGUUGGUUAUGGAUAAUGGGGCCCUUGUCGAAUCUGGAAGGCCGGCUGAGCUUCUUCAGAACCCCGAGAGUUGGUUUAGUGGUUUAUGGACAAAACAAGUCCAGGAUGGCGUUCAGAGUGCCAUUAAGAGUAGAUCCUAG